UCCAAUCGUUAAAUUUCGGAGAAGAUCGGAGGUCAAAAGACCACAAAUUUUUUGCUCAUUUCGCUUUGACGUCGGGGUCAUUUGCAAGAAAAUGUGCGUUUUAUGAAAUAAUCCGCUCGAAUUAAUCAUUCAAAUUAUCCACGAAAUAUCCUACUAGUUCUUUUAUAUCGACUAAACCCGUAGCCAUCACAGUAAGAACGAAAUCCUGAUAACUUCCGGGGAUGGAGGAGUAUGCACGUGAACCCUGCCCAUAUCGCAUUGUCGAUGAUUGUGGUGGAGCUUUUGCCAUGGGAUGCAUCGGUGGGGGUGUUUUUCAGGCCAUAAAAGGCUUCCGAAAUGCACCAUCUGGCAUCAGUAGACGAAUGCUUGGUAGUCUAACAGCCAUAAAAGCCAGAUCACCAGUUAUUGCUGGGAAUUUUGCUGUUUGGGGCGGAAUGUUCAGCACAAUAGACUGCACUCUGGUUCACCUGCGCAAGAAGGAAGAUCCCUGGAAUUCAAUAAUUAGUGGAGCGGCAACUGGUGGUAUCCUGGCAGCUCGAAAUGGUGUUCCGGCCAUGGCAGGAUCAGCAAUUAUUGGUGGGGUGUUGCUGGCACUGAUUGAGGGAGUGGGAAUCCUGUUUACACGACUGUCAGCUGAGCAAUUUCGAAUGCCCAGUCCAACGGAUGAUCCAGCUGUUCUGGGUGAUGCUGCCCAGAGGGAUGGCGGUGGCGGAGGUGGAUUCAGCUUUGGGCAGUCUCAGCCAAAUUACCAAUAGCCUAGUCCAUGCAGCCGGCUUCCAGUGUGGACUCUCUAGCUUUUUGUGUGAAUGUGCCAGGAUCCCCGUGAAAAUGUGAUACAAAUAUGCGUGAGAGAUUUGUGAAAUGUGUGUUCCGUGAGAGAGAUUUUUGCCACCGCAACAAAAAAGAAUCUCAAGUGGGAAGAAUUUAUGAGUAAUUUUAACUUCACUACUCUCUCCUCGCUUGAGUGAGGGCUGUGCCCUCAGAGGGAUUUUUUUUUUCUGGACCUUGGAGACAUGCCCAUUUGAUCAUUCCUGGAAUACUCCGAGGGAUGCAAAAAAAAACACCGAUCCUCUGGAUUUAUUUGGACACAACAGACACAAAAAGAAAGGUAAAAAUUCUCUGUAUAUAAAAAUUAUUAAUUAAAAGUUAAGACUACCAAGACCAAAAACAAA
Molecule: messenger RNA, 1172 nt
Organism: Phlebotomus papatasi
Lineage: Eukaryota; Metazoa; Arthropoda; Insecta; Diptera; Psychodidae
Product: mitochondrial import inner membrane translocase subunit Tim17-B-like
Exons: 3
Coding region: 222-755 (177 amino acids)
Biological process (GO): protein import into mitochondrial matrix
Cellular component (GO): mitochondrial inner membrane; TIM23 mitochondrial import inner membrane translocase complex
Molecular function (GO): transmembrane protein transporter activity
Source: RefSeq, a predicted model, not a curated record